Platichthys flesus (European flounder) is the source of this 8329-nucleotide messenger RNA. RefSeq names its product retinoid x receptor, beta a (gene rxrba). Lineage: Eukaryota; Metazoa; Chordata; Actinopteri; Pleuronectiformes; Pleuronectidae. Bases 877 to 2265 code for a protein of 462 amino acids. The transcript has 11 exons. Gene Ontology annotation, cellular component: RNA polymerase II transcription regulator complex; nucleus. The record is from RefSeq and is a predicted model, not a curated record. Gene Ontology annotation, molecular function: nuclear steroid receptor activity; retinoic acid-responsive element binding; zinc ion binding. Gene Ontology annotation, biological process: positive regulation of transcription by RNA polymerase II; retinoic acid receptor signaling pathway; cell differentiation.
UCCAGUCCGCCGGUAGCUACAGGGUUCAGCGGUCGGGUGACCGGCUGACCGGGGGAGGCAGAGGACCGGGCGCAGCAGGUCGUAGUUAACCGGGUUGUGCUCGCUUCUCCGGCUCCUCUCCGGUGCAGUCGGGCUAACUAGCUUGCUAGCUAGCUCAAGUGGCUAUACGUAGCGAUAGCAUGUUUCGCUAGCUUGAACCGGACGUAGGUUAAAUUCCACAAAGUGAAAGAGAGACCGGGAUUUGAACGCCUUUUAACGUCCCGGUGGACCGCGCGUCGGCGGGGUUCGUUUCCACCGGGGUCGCGAACACAUGCCCGUUAGCUGCACGGUGGGCACAAGUGGUUUCCAGAGCUAGCUAGCCAGAAGCUAAUGUUAGCUUGCUUGAAUCGUGGUUUGUUGCCAUCUGCCCGGGCUCCGUCUAUAGCCUGGGAUGGAACGUUUUAAUUCACCCAGUUAGAUUCAGAUAACACAGCCAGGGGUUUGUUGUGGAUGUGGAGUUUCCUAUUUAUGAAAUAACACCGCGUGCUGCAUUAGAACCUGAUGGUCCAGGCACCAGAGGAGUCUCACUGUAACGUUACAUUAAAAUGUCCCCAAAAGGCUUAAAAUACACAAAUAUCCCUAUUGACAGCCAGGCAGGCGGUGAUGGACGUGCUUUAUUAUCCAGUGUUUUAUAAUCAUACUGACAGUCCGCGGGUCGGAACCAGUUCAUCACGCACAGCUCUUUCUUGUGUUGGAAUUUCAGACCCGUUUUUGGUUUCCCCCAAACGGCUCCGGCCCGGGCCUCAGUCCGCGGUCUAGAGUUGGAUAGCGGGCGGAUUGAGGCUGAAGCUCGUCGGUGUGUAGCGGCCCUCCAGCCCCGGUGCCCCGGCCCCCAUCAUGGGAGACAGCAGAGAUUCUCGUAGCCCGGACAGCUCAUCUGUGUCCUCCCCUCCUUCAGGCCAACGCUCCCCCCCACUGGUUCCCUCCGCUGCUUCCAUGACUUCCCAUCCUCCCACCACCACCAGCGGAGUCAACAGCCCGAUCAGUAGCAUCGGCUCCCCCUUUUCUGUCAUCAGCUCUUCACUGGGCUCACCCUGCCUCCCCGGCACACCGUCGGUGGGCUACGGCCCCAUUAGCAGCCCACAGAUCAACUCAACAGUGUCCAUGUCGGGGCUCCAUGCAGUGAGCAGCUCUGAUGAUGUGAAGCCUCCACUGGGCUUGCAGCCGCUGUCACCCCACAGCCCUGGGCCGAUGCUUUCCCAGAAACGCCUUUGUGCCAUCUGUGGAGACAGAUCCUCUGGUAAGCACUAUGGCGUCUACAGCUGUGAGGGCUGCAAAGGCUUCUUCAAGAGAACAGUGCGCAAAGAUCUGACGUACACAUGUCGGGACAGUAAAGACUGUAUGGUGGAUAAGAGACAGAGGAACCGCUGCCAGUACUGCCGCUACCAGAAGUGCCUGGCUAACGGCAUGAAGAGAGAAGCUGUCCAAGAGGAACGGCAGAGGAACAGGGAACGAGAGGGCGAGGUGGAGUCGACGAGUGCAGUGAAUGAGGAGAUGCCAGUGGAGAAGAUUUUGGAGGCGGAGGUGGCUGUGGAGCAGAAGACCGAGCUUCAUGCAGAUGGCAGUUCAGGAGGCAGCUCUCCCAACGAUCCUGUCACCAACAUCUGUCAGGCAGCAGACAAGCAGCUUUUCACCCUGGUGGAGUGGGCCAAGAGGAUCCCUCACUUCUCUGAGCUGCAGCUGGACGACCAGGUCAUCCUGCUUCGUGCAGGCUGGAAUGAACUCUUGAUUGCAUCGUUCUCCCAUCGCUCCAUCUCAGUGAAGGACGGAAUCCUACUGGCCACCGGCCUUCACGUCCACAGGAGCAGUGCUCACAGUGCUGGUGUAGGAGCGAUCUUUGACAGGGCGCACAAUGCUGAGGUUGGGGCCAUAUUUGACAGGGUUUUGACAGAGCUUGUUAGUAAGAUGAGAGACAUGCAAAUGGACAAGUCUGAGCUGGGCUGCCUUCGAGCCAUCAUCCUCUUCAACCCAGAUGCCAAGGGCUUGUCCAACCCCAGUGAGGUGGAGCUCCUGAGAGAGCGGGUGUACGCAUCCCUCGAGUCUUACUGCAAACAGAAGUAUCCCGAUCAGCAGGGCAGGUUUGCAAAGCUCCUCCUCCGUCUCCCAGCACUGCGCUCCAUUGGUCUGAAGUGCCUUGAGCACCUGUUCUUCUUCAAACUGAUCGGUGACACGCCCAUCGACACCUUCCUGAUGGAGAUGCUGGAGGCGCCUCACCAGCUCCCCUAGAGGAGCCAGGUUGGGUUCGGUCAGGAUCCAGUGCACACCAGGAGACCCGGCACGUUGCACCGUGUUGGGUCAUUGGCUCGUCUCAUUGAGCCUCACUUAACUGCAGCACCUGCUGGUUUAAAUGUACCAGCUCUCACAGACACACACACACACACACACACACACACACACACAUAUUGCUCAUCAUCGACUAAUUAUCUUCACACGUGCACAUGCAGGUCUUUACUUGUAUGCAUGAACUGACAGAAAGUAUAACAACUAAUAUACAGCUAAUGUGGCUCUGAAUGAAGAGAAUGCCAAAACACAAACAUACUCAAACACACACACAGACAUUUUCACCAUCUUUUCCACCACCGGGUUUACCAUUCAAUGAAUUAAGCCCUUUCAUCAAACUGCUACAUUAAAUGUCUUAAUUUUAAUUUAGCCUUCAGUUUUCACAUCUUCAUCUCGCAGUUGGUUUUUGCUUCUGUGUAACUGGUAUUGCCUACUUCCCAUGUUUGUACUUGGGUUGCUUCGUUACACCGCUAGCUGCACCGCUGUAUGUUAUAUCCAUCACUAGCCGGUUAGUUAUUCACGUAUGGUUUUUACCUUGAAAUCAGGUGCAUAAUUUCAAUCAACUGUCCGCCAUCGAACCGAUUUACUUGUUAUUGUUCAGGAGGUGUCCUGUUCCGCACAGGAAGACACACCCUCUCAGUGAGUUAAUUCAAUCUCAGAAAUAUUUGAAAUAUUUUAUGCUUUUCUUGAAUAUUCAUGCUGAAACUUGUUUGAGUUUCUAUUUUGAAGUACUGUACUCAUGAAAUGAGAGCUUUUUCCAAGGCAUUGAAAUCCAGGAAAAGGGGGCGGGGAGCACUUAGUUGAGCAGACACACUUAGUCCCUCCCACCCUGAUGCGCACAGCGGGCUUUGUAAGACAAGAAGAAUGACUUGAAUUAUUAUUGUUUUUAGUUUUGAUUUUAUCCUUUUCUCUACUUUGGCAGUUGUUUGGCCUUUUAAACAGCUGAAAAUCACAGGAAGUUCAGCUUCAUGCAAGACAGAAUGAGUCUUUAAUCUCCUGCCCCCCCCCCCCCCGGAGUCCUCCCUUUGCUGGUGGUCAUUGAUGCACUUUUGUGACUUGUAACUGUGUAAAUGUUCCUGUUUCCAUCUUUUCUCAGACACCUAAGAAAACCUUAAAGGUACUAUGUGUAGGGUUUUCUUCUUAUUGCAUCACUUUCAAAUCAGACGUGAUUAUUUUUGAUGACUUCUAAAAAAUAAUUGGCCAAAUCCUGCAACCGGUUGAACUUUUCAGACUCGAUAGGUUGUUCCAUCAACUGUCCAGUGGCCAUGGAAGAGAGAAAUGAUAUUCUCUACUCGAACAGUUCUACCUGUUAUCAGUCGGCCUGUAUCUCAGCUCUGGUGUUUGCUGCAUCUAGCCCAGCACUUCAAGUAGUCCUUGAACAAGAUACUGGAGUAGUUUUACAGGAGCUGCUUUACAUUUAAUGCUGUAAACACAAAAAAACAGCAGCUGAAAUAAUCUGACAGUAGCAGUUUCAGUGUCUAAUUUGCGAUGCAGUACUUCUGCACCCCCCGAAGGCCAAUAUUGGAAAGACAAAGAACCUUUUAUAUGUGUUGUGUUACUGUAAUGCAAUAAUGAAAUGAAUUAGCGCUAUGUAAUGGAAAUCCUACACGUAUUACCUGCAGCUUCAGAAACUUUAUUUAGUGUGUAUUGGCUCAGUGCUUGCGACUUUUGUACAGUAGAUGUAAAUAAUACAAAACAACACCACAGGCGUCCUGCAGAAACAAAGACCUGCUCACACUCUCGAAGGUCGAUCACUAUCUCCAACAGACGGGAUUAAAAUCUUUAUUUUCUGCUGUCGAACCCACGUCCGGUGUGAUGACGUCACCAUGUAAUUGUUUUUGAGCCCAGGGCCAAACCACACCUUGCUGCUGCUGUUGCACCGACCCCUGCCAAUGUUUGCUGUCGCCCUCUUCAACUGAUUGGCUGGAUUUCAUUGACAAUGGCACUUGACAUUUAUUGUGAUUACAUUUUUGUGGGCAACCGAAGGUGAGCAUUGCAGCGAGAGGUCAAACGCAGCUAAUGCAUGGUCAGGAGAUACAAACUAUGAAUCAACCCAUCAACAUGUGUAGAUUCAUCAAACGUUUUUGUUAGUGAAGUAUUUAAAAGAGUGUUGACAUUCUGAAGUAUAUCUAACCUUAUUUGUCACCACAUUUAAUAGAAACUAGAAACUUUUGCAGAAUCAUUCUACAGGGAAGAGGUGCAGCUGUCCUCUACCAGGUGCUAAAGAACUCAUGUGGUCUUUUAGUUUUAAGACUUGCACAUUUUCAUCAAUGCAAAACAGUAUGCAAGUACACAGACAAAUCAUCAGACAGCCAUUGUCCACUCUUUUUUUAUUUUAUGACCCUGAACUUUAUUGCAGACUCCAAGCUAUGGAAAAUGAACACCAGCUAUGUGCUUGUACAUUUUGACUGUGGCUGAUGAGUGUUUGUCCUCUAUCCGACACAGCCAAAGCCUUUUGUAUUUUAGAGAGCAGUUCGGUUGGUGGAGGCAAUGAAAGUGGCUGUUGAAUUGUUUCUUUGACCAGAACGAGCGAUGAGCUUCCUGCCGUGCAGUUAGUCCAAAAACGUCUUCUCAGAGAGGAUACUCGGUCUCCCCCAUGUGAUGUGGACUUGGAGGCUGGCAGUUAGAUGACCUGUGAAACAGGUGGUUUUGUUUGACAUGUCAAAACGUUGGUCUAACCCUAAGAGUUUGGUGUUGUUUCAGUUUUUCUCCAUGUAAUGAGUUCAUGCUGCCAACUCAACAAAGUAUUCUCCAGAUGUCCACUCAUUUCCUACAUGCAGAGAAAAGGUCAGGCUCUGGUUGGUCCGAGCUGCCGCUGCAUUUUAACUUUUCAAGCUGGUGGCAAGCUCAUGAUGUGACUGGCAUCUUCUACUGUCCCAGAUGUGGUCUCAGCUCUUUAUGGCUUGAGUUGGCUCAGAUCAUACACGUUAUAUAAAGAUGGACGACACAUCUCCCCCUCCUCCCACUAUUCAGAAAUAGAUAUGAAGCCAAAAUAUCCGUGAUACGAAUGCUGUCAUCGUGUGGUGGUGAUGUCAAUCAGAGUCACACCGCUCAGGAGUCAGUCAGCAGUCGAUCUUGAAUUUUCAACCCGUUUUUAUAUCAAUUAAUUGAAAUUAAAGGCACAGACCCACAUAAAAAUGGGCGACGCGUCUCCACUUCUUUCCACUGUCUAGAAAUGAAGCCCAAACAUCCCUUGUAUGAGAGCUGCCAUCUUGGAGCUGGAGUCUGCUCAGUAGCGAUCAGGGAUUGAGCCGCUCUGUCAAGGUCUCGGCUGUCAAUCAUGAAGUCUCAGCAGUUUGUGAUUGAAACCAAACUAAUCAGAAACAUGAACAUGUGAACAUACAUCAAUGCGAUGUAAACUAUAUCAAAUGAAAGAAAUGUUGAAAAAUCAACAUUUAAUGUGUACUUUUGUUCAUGUCCCAUCUGCUAACAUGGAGGAUGCUGGGUUUAUGACCUGUGCUGCAACUAGCCACCAGGGGGCGAUCGAGACACUGGCCUCACUUUUUUGAAGCCAUCAUGUCGUUGAUCUUUAUUUCCGGUCUCUUGUUCAGCUGAACUUUACUGGCACAGACUUGGUGAUCUGGAUUCGAGCUGACCUACGCUCUGAGAAAUUUGCUGAGGGAUGAAGUGCUCGUCUUUAAGAGAGGAGGCCAUCUUUAAAUAAUCUCAUCUUUACUUUGUCUGACGUCUCAGUGACUUUCUCUGCUUUUCUCCUGGAGUUUCCUCUGUUGAAUGUUUGAGCCUGCUGCUACUGCUUCAUGUUUGAUCCUGGGGAAUGGGAAUGAUUUCGCUUACCAGUCGAGUGCUGGAGCAUCUGACAUUAAAAGAAUAGUCGCUACACAUCUGACUGAGUAAAGGCCAUCUUUGGGGAUAAUCCAGCAAAAAGUAAAAAUAUGCAACUUGUAUAUUUGUCUCGUGGUUACUAGGUUAAGCAGUCAUCAUGCAAUGUGUGCAUUGUGUUUCUGGCAUUAGUGAAUUCAGCUUCGUCUCUGCUACAUGAGCUCCCAUUGAUCGGCAGUGAAAUUAUUGAGAAUUCUCAUCCCUUCAUGUUGAAGCAGUGCAUUUGAGUUUUGCUACGUCUUUUCUAUAUUUCUCUAUAUUUUGCUAUGAGCUUAGGUCAUUUGGAGAAAGGUAACCAUACAGUAAAAAGAUGAAGUUAGUGGUUGGGAACUUUUUUAGCAUUUGUACGGGGUAUGUGUGUGGUCACAUGCACAUGUGUUUGGAAUCUGUCGGCAGCUACGCCUUUGUUGACCGGCAGAUACUGUAGCUUUGGCUGUGAUGUGCUGGCAGCCGGUGAAACUGAUGAAAGGAUGCACAGAGGAGAAGGAGCCGGGCUGGAGGGAUGAGUAACUGUUGACCUGAUGCUUUAUCAAAACAACCCAGCCUCCUCCUUACCUUCACUUUGUCCACUGCUUUACUUUAAACGCUUCUUCACUCAGUAUUACCGGCUUUGCAUUGGAAUGGUCUUGUACAAUUAAACUAUGAUUCUUGGACUGUUGGUCGAGGAUGUGAAGCUUUUAGGUGGAAUAAGCGUGGGAGAGCUGUGAGGAGGGAUUCAGUGCCGUGUGACCCUCUGUACUUUACUUUACUUGACGGCAGAGCAGCGAUGAUCUGCGGUCCCGUGGGAAACCGCCGGAUCGCACCGCGCCGCCCACAAAAUGUUUGUCGUUUGCAUCCGUGUGCACUCAAGGCAGACGCAUGCUGUGACCUUUCGACUGUGUAGCAGUAUUGUUGUCGCCAUCUUUGUUACAUUUUGAAAUUACUCACUUUUUUGAAAAUAAAGACAUGAAUUAAAUAUGCUUUUUUUUUUAAUGGAUUGCAGGCUGUGACUGAAGAGUUGAUCAUCAUGUAUAGAUUAGAUAUCAUGGUGGCGUUUUCACCUAUUGACACAGGCCCCCUGGAGCCGAGGCAGAUUCCCAUUAAGGUCAAUGAGGUGCAGUGUGCAGCCUUGAAACCACCACCCUCACUGGUUUGUUUAUCACUGCCAAGCUGUUUGUGGAUGUGGCUGUUUCAGAUUCACUCAGUCCUCACUGCUUGUUUUGUCAUGUGUGUUGUGAUUAUUGUGCAGUGUGCUGAACAGUGCGCCACCCUUGGCCUGUGUAGUGCAUACUAACAAGGGGCCCUAAUAAGAAAGGAAUGACAGCUCGUGUGGAGAGGGGAGAAGGAGACCAGGGUUUUUCUCCCUCUCCGGGUGCUCAAGCUGUGCAUUGGUGCUUUUUGCAGGGCCCCCCCAGCCUGAAAUCGUCUAGUUACCAAUACACAUGGAUGUAGUUCUAUGAGUGAAAUGCAAAUAAGGAAGGUUUUCAUCCCAAAUCUGCUCUUCUUUAGUUGGAUUUUCUGCACGAGCAACCUGACGUGUGUUUUCUGUGGCUGCUUCAGAUUGUGAGGAAGAAGUGGCUCUGGUUGUUUGAAGCCCAGCAGCAUCCACUGGUUUGGUCUGCAGGCAACACCUCUGAUGGGAGGGAUGAAGUGAAUACGACUGCCCUCCUUAAGGAGGAGGGCGUUGAUUUUAAAGGUUUGAGGAGUCGUGAAGGGAAGUAGAGAGAGAGACAGAGGGAAGGAGAGACGGGCAGGGACUCAGAGAACUCGGAUCAUUUGUCGACUGAAGUAAAACGGGAAAGAAUUCAACUUUCCAGUAGAUCUAGAAUCUUCCUUAAUUGUUUACUCUUCAUCUUUAAUCCACACAGUUUCUUUGUCUUGUUUCCUGUCUCCCUCUUCAACUAGGCUCUUCAUCUUUUGUUUAUUACAAAGUAUUAAACAAAUACGAGAAGUGAUGAAUCAGAAUGGAAUCUGUCACUGAUAUUUUUUUAUCUUCCUCUCUUUCUCUUGUGUCUGUUCUCUGUCCUGUUUGUAUCCUACUCCCUCAUACAUGUGGAGCUGAUUGACUAUUGUGUGCUUUGGGGAUUGAAAGAGAAAAAAAAAUCUGAAUAUGUUUUUCAGUCAUUAAUUCUGAAUCUUGUUUCUGUUUGUUGUAUCAUGUCUGAGUAAAGGUUUUAAUACUGUAAGACAA